AUGGAAGAAUAUCAGGAACAAUCUAACUCAUUUUCGUCGGAAAAUGGAGCUUUGAGUGUCGCCAUUAGCAUUGAAGAUGAAGGUGGGGAAGACGAGCAAUUUUACGAGAAAAUCGAAGCCCCAAAGUUCGUUGAUUUCACUGCCCCUGAUCAUUACUGCCCAGAUGAUCGCUACUGGUUCUGCCUUCGUGUUGGAUGUGAUCAAAAGCACGAGGAGGAAAUGGAUUCCGAAGCAAUCUACUCGAACUUUGUUCUUCGGGUAAUGGCAGCAAGGAGCCCCAAUGUAAAACUUCGAAGAACACUACUCAAUGGAAAUGCUUCGAGAACCCCUAUAAAAUGUCCGCGUUCAGCUCCUCCAAAAUCUUCAAAGUCUAGAUUAUCAUCAAGAUUAGCAGUGGUUUCAUCAAUUCCUCAAAAGAUGGUUAAUGACAAAUCAAAAGUUGUUAGGCCUCUUCUGAAGCCUGAGUCCACUCCAAGGAACAAGACGAAGCCAGUUGCUGCCAGGUAUCUUACAACUCCUAGGAACAAAAAAUGCCUCCCAAAUUCUAAUUCUUUUCGUAGUGUUCAGAAUCAGAAACCAACCACUAUUGAAAUCUCAAAAAGCCGCUCGGUUGCAAAGACUCUGGUGUUUCACUCUCCCAAGAAAGCCGUCAAGGUAAAGACUUCUAUGGAAUUGCGUACACCCAUAACAAAAUUACGUGAAGGAAUGAAAAGGCUUGAAAUCACUAGUCAGAAGAAACAUUUCUUAGGGUAUUCCAGCAAAUCUGUGAAGAAUUUGGAUAACAAUUAUAGUUGUUCAAGAAGACUGUUGAAGGGGAGCAAGGUUCAAAGAACGGCUGGGGAACAAUUACGUUCUCAAGCUUGUAUCAGGCAGGAUACCAAGUCUGUAAGAUCUGUGGAAAGUAAGAGCAAAGGAAAAUUGUCAAGACAACAAUGUGUCUCGAAAAAAUUGGGGGGAAAUGGCCCUGGUGAUUUGGAUAUUGAUGUAAAAUUGGGAGCUGAAGCUAUUUCAAAAAUCAGAAUGUGUAAUUUCGAAGAUGCUUCAAGAAGGGAAGCAAACUGUUCGCCCAAUGAAGAAGAGAGGAGAUUAGAAGGAAGUACUAACCCGAUUUCUGAAGAACCAAACAGACAGGAGAAUGAUACCAGUAAUGCCAAUGAACUGAAUGAUAAACUGAAAUUGGGUUCAAAAAAUAGUGGAAACUGUAAAGACUUCGUCCCAGUUGGGGCCGAGUACAAUCCUUCUACGCAAGAGAACGAACCAAUGGACAGUGAUGACAAAGAAAACGCCGUGGGCUUUGAUGAGAACAGAGGUGACAAUCAUAGUCAGAAGCAGAAUGGGAAAAAAAUCCUUGGCAUGCAGUACACAUCUGGAAAAAUUAAAAAGGUUUCUCAAGCACGGGAAAAUUUGCAGCAGGAUAAUGUUGCCCCUGUGUUGAAGUUCCAGAAACCAAAGCCAACAACCCCAAAACCUUUUAGGCUAAGAACUGAUGAAAGAAGGAUGCACAAGGAGGAAGCUAACUUUGAGAGGAAAAUGAAUUUUCAAUCUCAUCAGAGUGCAAGUGCAGUUUCAACACUUUCAGCUGGAAAUCAGCAGAUAAAGGAAGUAAACAAUAUUCAAAAAGAGAGCAAGAUGAUAGUUGUUCAAGAGCUUUUACAAGGGCAAGAGAGAGUGGAAACAGCAUCCACUGCAACGCCUCAAAGGUCUCGUGAUCCAAGACACCAGGAGUCAACACCUACCACAUCCCCUCUGCAAAGUAAUGCGAUUCAAAGGUUAGAGAAGUUCAGGAAAAUGAGAUCCACUCUGCAGCAACACUCUAUUCGGCCUCAGGGGUUUGAUUCAACAAGGAAGGAAAUGCCUUACUUGAUUCCUGGACAAAAAAUGGAAGUGAAACAUGUCGGAUUUCCACACCAAGAAAAGAGAGGAAACUUGAGAUGCAAUCUGAUUGCAGGGCGAAAGGAGGGGGCGCCUGGAUUUGAAGUUGCCAUAUUGGGCGCUGCUGGAGGCAUUGGGCAACCCCUUGCAAUGUUAAAUGUAAAUAAUCCACUAAUCUCGGUAUUCAUCAUUAUGACAUGGGUCCCGUAUCGGUAUCAGAGCUGA
Fraxinus pennsylvanica is the source of this 2097-nucleotide messenger RNA. NCBI's taxonomy places the organism in Eukaryota, Viridiplantae, Streptophyta, Magnoliopsida, Lamiales, Oleaceae. The record is from the annotation of a GenBank genome assembly.